Molecule: messenger RNA, 938 nt
Organism: Jaculus jaculus (lesser Egyptian jerboa)
Lineage: Eukaryota; Metazoa; Chordata; Mammalia; Rodentia; Dipodidae
Gene: Arhgdia
Product: Rho GDP dissociation inhibitor alpha
Exons: 6
Coding region: 166-780 (204 amino acids)
Biological process (GO): Rho protein signal transduction
Cellular component (GO): cytosol; cytoplasm; membrane
Molecular function (GO): protein binding; Rho GDP-dissociation inhibitor activity
Source: RefSeq, a predicted model, not a curated record
GGGCUGGAGGAGCGGCCUUGGGGCCUCCCAGGGGUCUGGCCGCCCGAAUGUCCGGCGAUUGGGCGGAGCCCUCUUCUGAAGCUCGGCGUUAGCCUCGCCCUACGGGCUACGCCUUGAUCCCUCCGCGUAGGAUGCAGAGUGUCCAGCUCCUGGCUAGAAGUGAGCAUGGCUGAGCAGGAACCCACUGCUGAGCAGCUGGCCCAGAUAGCUGCGGAGAAUGAUGAGGACGAGCACUCUGUCAACUACAAGCCCCCAGCCCAAAAGAGCAUCCAGGAGAUUCAAGAGCUGGACAAGGAUGAUGAGAGCUUGCGCAAAUACAAGGAGGCCUUGCUGGGCCGCGUGGCUGUCUCUGCUGACCCCAAUGUCCCUAAUGUCAUUGUGACCCGCCUGACCCUGGUGUGCAGCACUUCACCAGGACCCCUGGAGCUGGACCUGACAGGUGAUCUGGAGAGCUUCAAGAAGCAGUCGUUUGUGCUGAAGGAGGGUGUGGAGUACCGGAUAAAAAUCUCUUUCCAGGUGAACAGAGAGAUUGUGUCAGGCAUGAAGUACAUCCAGCACACCUACAGGAAAGGCGUAAAGAUUGACAAAACUGACUACAUGGUGGGGAGCUAUGGCCCCCGGGCAGAGGAGUAUGAAUUCCUGACACCUGUGGAGGAGGCGCCCAAGGGCAUGCUGGCUCGUGGAAGCUACAACAUCAAGUCCCGCUUCACAGACGAUGACAAGACUGACCACCUGUCCUGGGAGUGGAAUCUCACCAUCAAAAAGGAAUGGAAGGACUGAGCCCCAGCUGGGAGGGGGCAGGGCGACGGACAGACAGAAGGACCGACAUGCCCCACCCCACACCCCUCCCCACCCCAAACCAAAGUGCUGACAGAGCCCUCCCCCACCACCAUCAUUCCUCCUUUGUCCACCCUGGGGCAGCUCUGCCUGCCCCUCUU